AUGAGCUAUCUUCUCGACUUCCAGCACGCGUUGGUCAGCGUUGUUACCACCGACGGCAGGCUCUUUGUGGGUCGCUUGGAGGGCUACGACUUGGCCACAAACCUCCUUCUCGCCCACACACACGAGAUGGUUGUGUCGCCCGACGGCACUGAGGUGCUUCCCUUGGGGCUUUUCAUGCUUAGAGGCUCCACUGUCGUGUGUUGCGGCUUGCUUGACGAGGACCUCUACGCGAAGAUCGACUGGGCUACGGUAAAAGGCCAACCACUCAAAAGCACCAAAAACUCGUACUGA
Ascoidea rubescens DSM 1968 is the source of this 291-nucleotide messenger RNA. Its product is annotated as U6 snRNA-associated Sm-like protein LSm8. The transcript is spliced from 2 exons. Bases 1 to 291 code for a protein of 96 amino acids. The record is from RefSeq and is a predicted model, not a curated record. Gene Ontology annotation, molecular function: RNA binding. NCBI's taxonomy places the organism in Eukaryota, Fungi, Ascomycota, Saccharomycetes, Ascoideales, Ascoideaceae. Gene Ontology annotation, cellular component: U4/U6 x U5 tri-snRNP complex; U6 snRNP; precatalytic spliceosome. Gene Ontology annotation, biological process: mRNA splicing, via spliceosome.